UGAUUUAUGAUUUUUCACAUCACUGUCUCGAAAAUUCGUGAAAAUUCUGCAUACGGAAAAAGGAAAAACCCGAGCGACUGCGAGUCAAUAAAAGCCAGGAAAAUGUCUUUAUUCGGUGCCUUGAUGGGAGACUUCGACGAUGACCUUGGUCUUAUGAACAACCACAUGAACCACACGAUGAACGCGAUGAACAUGCAAAUGCGCUCGAUGAACCGCCUGAUGAACAGCUUCAUGCCGGAUCCCUUCAUGCAGGUCUCGCCCUUUGACCCUGGAUUCCAGCAGGGCGCCCUGAUGGAGCGUCCCCAGAUGCCGGCCAUGCCCGCCAUGGGACUCUUCGGCAUGCCCAUGAUGCCCAACUUCAAUCGCUUGCUGAAUGCUGACAUUGGUGCCAACCCGGGCGCCUCCUUCUGCCAGAGCACCGUGAUGACCAUGUCCUCGGGUCCGGAUGGCCGCCCGCAGAUCUACCAGGCCAGCACUAGCACCAAAACCGGACCCGGAGGCGUUCGUGAGACCCGCAAGACUGUGCAGGACUCGCGCACUGGCUUGAAGAAGAUGGCCAUUGGCCACCACAUCGGCGAGCGGGCACACAUCAUUGAGAAGGAGCAGGACAUGCGGUCCGGCCAACUGGAGGAGCGCCAGGAGUUCAUCAAUCUGGAGGAGGAGGAAGCCGAGCAGUUCGACCGCGAGUUCACUUCGCGCGCAUCUCGCGGAGCUGUUCAGUCAGGACAUCGUGGAGGUGGGAUGCAGGCCAUCAUGCCCGCCCGUCCGCCGGCUCACACCUCAACAUUGACCAUUGAGCCGGUGGAGGAUGACGACGAAGAUGAUGACUGUGUGAUCCAGGAGCAACCGCCAGUUCGCUCCUCCGCGGGCCGCCAUUAUUCCACUGCGCCAACGGCACCCGUGAACAGUGGCAGCAUUGCAACAGCAGCUGCAGCAACAUCUUCGCCAGCAAUCUACGAUCUAAGCAGCGGAAACAACAACAACUACGUGAGCUCUCGUCGAUCGUACCUGCGAAAUGGCCAUGGGCAUGGCCUGGCCACGCCCCGCCGACCACUGCGGACACCCCCAUCCUCGCCGCUGGCCACGGUGUCCACUUCUCCAAGCAUACACCCACAUCCCUAUGCCGCCCAUCCGAGGCGCCAACAGCGCGUCCUGAAGCAUCAGCAAACGGAUGACGAGGCGGCCAACUCCUCCAAGGCGGGCAAGCGCGGCAAGAAGCAGUAGUAGCAGCGUAACCAGCUCCAUGCUAACAUCUUCCAAAUCGCACACUCAAAAACACUGGAAGCAAGCGUUGGUCCUGUUCCAGAGCAUCUUUAUGUUACAGCAGAAUAACCAUUUCAAAUAUUUUCAACAAACUUUAUUCUUCAGUUCGGUCAUAUCCUGCGUGGUACAUCAGUCUAACACUCCAAAUUCGACAAGUUAAUGCUCUUUUUGAUGACCACACAGGAUACAGAUCAAAUCGCCUACACUUACAUUAAACAAAAGUGACUAUUCAACGCCGAAAUCAUUACACUCUCGCACACCUAAUCGCAAAUUCAAAGAAAGUAAUGGAUAAUAUAUGAAAUCGUAAUCAUAAGUUUGAAUUAUUUGGCUAAUUCUCAAGUUUCUAGAUUUCGUUAGCCACUAAGCUUUAAAUUACGGAGACCAGAACCCGUGUAAAGGGACACUAGCGAUUCGAAGGCGCUCCAAAACAUAGAAAACACUACAUUUACCAAUUCCCCAAUACAUGUAAUUCAUAAGGCUUAAGUAAAUGUUGAUGUGAAUUUAAUUAAACGGUAAUUACAUUAUAUUAGUGAA
Messenger RNA from Drosophila suzukii, 1797 nucleotides. It is a transcript of the gene Mlf, whose product is annotated as myeloid leukemia factor. Gene Ontology annotation, cellular component: nucleus; cytoplasm. Gene Ontology annotation, biological process: regulation of DNA-templated transcription. NCBI's taxonomy places the organism in Eukaryota, Metazoa, Arthropoda, Insecta, Diptera, Drosophilidae. The record is from RefSeq and is a predicted model, not a curated record.